Drosophila albomicans is the source of this 890-nucleotide messenger RNA. RefSeq names its product angiopoietin-related protein 2-like. NCBI's taxonomy places the organism in Eukaryota, Metazoa, Arthropoda, Insecta, Diptera, Drosophilidae. The record is from RefSeq and is a predicted model, not a curated record. Bases 83 to 784 code for a protein of 233 amino acids. The transcript has 4 exons.
AACAAGUGCACACAUUAGAACAAAUCCAAGUAUCAAGUUGUUACAAUCUCAGAUCGAAGUUCUGCAAGCUGAACAAAUUAAAAUGUUUGCCGAACUCAACGCAAAAAUUGACAAAAUAUCUACAAUCAACUUAGAAAAGACAAAUUUUGCCAACAGCUGUGCGGAAGCCACUUCACUGAGUCGUCGGAGUGGCGUCUAUCAAAUCCGAAUACCCGAUUACAGUCCAUAUCCGUUUAUGGUCAGCUGCGACGAGGAUGCCAACGGCGGAGGAUGGACAAUUGUGUUGCGACGUGAAGACGGAAGUGUCAACUUUUAUAGGAACUGGAAAGACUAUAAGCAAGGAUUUGGAAAUAUGAACGGCGAAUUCUUCAUAGGCUUGGAAAAAUUGCAUAUGCUGACUAAAGAACAGGAUCAAGAAUUGCUUUUUCUUAUGGAGAAUUCGAAGGGCGAAACAAAAUUUGCAAAAUAUUAUCAAUUUGCGAUUAGUAGCGAGAAGAACUUGUAUGCUUUACAAACAUUGGGCGAAUAUUCUGGAGACGCUGGUGACUCUUUCUCAGGGCAAAUGAGUUACAAUUUUUCAGCUCGGGAUCGAGAUAAUGAUGUGUAUACUGGAAAUUGUGCUCUUGAAUAUCGAGGUGGCUGGUGGUACAAUAAAUGUCAUGGCAGUAAUCUAAUGGGCAUAUAUAAUGAGACGACCUAUGGAAAAGGAGUUAUGUGGAACACAUUUUCGGGCUUAAAUGAUUCAUUAAAAAUGGCCAAAAUGAUGAUAAGGCCGCGGAGAUAAUAAUAAAGUCAAUCGAAGUCAAAUCAAUAUAUUACUAAAUAAAUUGAUUGUACUACUGCUUCUGUAUUAUAUAUGGAACAUCAAUAAACAACACUGUUUAAAAGAU